This is a messenger RNA of Monosiga brevicollis MX1, 651 nucleotides long. RefSeq lists its product as uncharacterized. Gene Ontology annotation, biological process: positive regulation of kinase activity; multicellular organism development; protein phosphorylation. The transcript has 6 exons. Gene Ontology annotation, cellular component: signaling receptor complex. The record is from RefSeq and is a predicted model, not a curated record. Lineage: Eukaryota; Choanoflagellata; Craspedida; Salpingoecidae. The annotation marks the transcript as partial. Gene Ontology annotation, molecular function: ATP binding; transmembrane receptor protein tyrosine kinase activity.
AUGACCAAUAGGUUUGCUGCCGAGAUUCGACUGUUGAGCAGUCUCAAGCAUCCGCACAUUGUCAAACUUUUGGGUGCUAGCACCUAUGAGGGACAGACGGCCAUGGUGCUCGAGUACGCCAAGUUGGGCGAGCUGGCUGCGUACGUGCGGCGCCCACCACACCAACUACUGGCGCCGGGUCACAUUUCGCGAGCUGACGUAUUGUGCAUCGCAGUACAAAUUGCCGGCGCGCUUCAAUUUUUAGAGUCGAUGAAGGUGAUUCAUCGCGACGUGGCAGCGCGCAACGUGCUGGCCUUUAGCAUGACCACGUUUAAGCUUGCUGAUGUUGGAUUGAGUCGGCUACUUGGAAGUGACCAGGAGUACUAUCGCCAGGAAUCGCAGCAAGCAACAGCUAUCCGAUGGAUGGCGCCAGAAGCCAUGGUCAAGCAUCGGUUCUCGUCUCAAAGUGAUGUGUGGUCAUUUGGAAUUCUGCUCUACGAAGCAUGCACGUACGGAAGCGUGCCUUACGGUCACUUGAGCGACAUGCAAGUACCCAUGGCGGUAACGAGGGGUGUUCUGCCGCCCGAGCCGCCAACGCGAUUUCCUGAAUUAUAUGCCAUCAUGGGCAUGUGCUGGCGAAGUGAGCCAGCCCAACGGCCUACAUUUGCUCAG